UUAUUUAGAGUAGCUUUUCUGAUUAGCAUGAAGCCUUUCCUGUGCUCUUCUCCUUUACAAAUAGAUAGUGAUGACAAUGACAUAAUUGUAGAUUACGAAGAAGCGGGUAGUGAUAGGAAAUGUGUUGUUCUUUCUGACGACGAGUGCAAGGUCAAUUCAAAUGGAAAUUUUCCUUCUACCUCAUUAAAAAAGGUGAAUGGUUUAGUUUGCGAACCUAGAACAAAAAAGAAGGCAGAUAUUAUUUGUAUUGAUGACGAUGAUCUUCUUAAACUUAGUGACGAUGAUGAUUUGCCUGAAUAUACUGGUAAACACAAUAUUCCUCUUGUUAGACUGGCACAAGAAACGUUGGAUGCUGAGAAAUCUGAGAGGGAAAGACGAAAACGAUUGGAAGAAUCUAAAAGUGUUUUUAAUGGUAUUGAAUUAAAUACUGACGAUUCGGGAUGUAGCACCUUUGAAUGUACAGAUGAACACGGAAAUCCAACGUUAAAAAGUGUAAUUUUGGACCGAGAUAGUGAGAGUGAAGCUCCAAUUCCCGUUCGAGUACAUCCAUUUCUCGUCAAAGUGUUGAAGAAACAUCAGGCUGAAGGAAUUCAAUUCCUCUAUAAUUGUACAAUAGAAUCACUUUCUCGAUUGGAUGAACCUGGUGGUGGAGCAAUACUUGGUCAUUGUAUGGGUCUCGGAAAAACUUUGCAAAUUAUUGCGUUUCUUCACACUAUUUUGACGCAUGAAAAAAUUUCAAAGAAAAUCAAUAAAGUUUUGGUAGUUGUUCCUAAAAAUGUUGUUUUAAAUUGGAUGAAUGAAUUUGAAAAAUGGCUUUAUGGAGAGACUGAUUCGAUUAAUUAUUUGGAAUUAGAUUCUUGGAAGACUCAUGAGGAACGUCUUAAAACAGUUAAACGUUGGAUUAAUUAUGAAAGACCUGCUGUGCUUAUAAUUGGUUAUGAACUAUUUAGAAUUCUAACUUUUACUGAUGAGGAUAAGGCUAAUAUGAAUAGGAAUCGAAGGAAGAAUCUACCCUUGAAGAGGAAAUUAUUGACUUUAAAUGAAGAAAAGUUAGCAAAGCUUCGGCCGCAGUUUUGUGAAUAUCUACAGAAUGCUCCACAUUUAAUUGUUUGUGAUGAAGGCCAUAAACUCAAAUCACCUUCAACAGGGCUUUUCCAUACAAUUAAUAGAAUAAAAACGAAGAGAAGAAUUUGUAUGACUGGAACACCUCUACAGAAUAAUUUAGAAGAGUAUUAUUGGUUUGUAUUGAAUUUACCUUAUUUCAGUAAAUAA
This is a messenger RNA of Meloidogyne enterolobii, 1272 nucleotides long. The record is from the annotation of a GenBank genome assembly. Lineage: Eukaryota; Metazoa; Nematoda; Chromadorea; Rhabditida; Meloidogynidae.